GAUUGGAGUGCCCGCGCUAUCGCGUCGCCGUUCGAACGUCAACGGACGAGCCUCGGGCGCUCGCCACGCGGAACCGACGGUAUACACCCGAAACGACAAGGCCGGGCGAUGCGGGGCUUCGCGCUUCUCGGGAUAUUAGCUACCUGCGCCAUCUUGGUACACCUGUCCGACGACGCUCUCGGACAGGAAGACAACACGCCACAGCCGCCGGGCCCGGUCUGCCCGUGCGGCAACCGGACGCUUUGCGACAUCGUCAACUCCACAAAGCAGGAGGUCAUCGCCUUCGUGAGGGAGUGCAACAAGACCGUCUGGUCGCAGUUCGACUGGACCCGACUGACCAGCAUCGUCUUGGUGGACUUCAACGACGCGCAGCUGUACUGCUACGCCCACGAGCGUGAGGUCGCUGUCAUUUACUCCGUUUCGUUCCCAGCGUCUCUCCUGGCUAACUCGACGGAGCAAACGCACUGGAUCAAGAAGCAGCUGACCUACGCGGAGUCCAACUUCCUGGAUGGCAUCAACAUCGACUUCGACGCGCCCGUGGACAAGGGAAGCGCCGAGUCUCGGGCCCUUGAGCAGCUGGUGAACGACACUGCGGUUGCCUUCCACACUCUCCUACCCGGGUCUCGGGUCACUUUCACCGCUCCGUGGUCACCGAAUGGCGUCGACGGUUGUUUCUACAACUACUCUGCCAUCGCCAACUCCUCGGACUUGCUGCUGGUCAAGGCUUACGACCAACAGAAAGGGAGCUUCGAGAGGCCAUGCGCCGCUAGGCCCAACGCGGACUUCUUCAAGGUGUCUAAAGGAAUUCGGGAGUAUCUGAAUCUUGGUAUCAAGAGCCACCGACUGGUCCUGACCGUGCCCUGGUUCGGCUAUGACUAUUCCUGCCUCCACAUGACCGCAAAG
Messenger RNA from Ixodes scapularis (black-legged tick), 903 nucleotides. Its product is annotated as di-N-acetylchitobiase. Lineage: Eukaryota; Metazoa; Arthropoda; Arachnida; Ixodida; Ixodidae. Gene Ontology annotation, biological process: carbohydrate metabolic process; chitin catabolic process. Gene Ontology annotation, cellular component: extracellular region. The record is from RefSeq and is a predicted model, not a curated record. Gene Ontology annotation, molecular function: chitinase activity; chitin binding.